Molecule: messenger RNA, 1409 nt
Organism: Xylona heveae TC161
Lineage: Eukaryota; Fungi; Ascomycota; Xylonomycetes; Xylonales; Xylonaceae
Exons: 2
Coding region: 85-1353 (422 amino acids)
Source: RefSeq, a predicted model, not a curated record
ACAACCCGUGCGGGGAGACGAUACGCAAUUGCGCAUUAUUCUAUCCUAUAUACAACAACCUCAAAGAAGCCUCUGGAUUAUGCAAUGACAGUAUUGAGAUUAAAACUGCCUCCGCGGGCUCUACCUCCCUCUUGGCUUCUUCCGGCAUGGAGCUCCCGCCAACUCCACCACGUGCGGCGGUUCGCACAACAUUUGAGCAGGCCUGAGAACAAUAACUCCAACUCUAGAAAAGCUAGAUCUACAAGAAGUGCGGCAUCUCUGCUGGAGGAACUCUUCCCAGAGGAAGCUCGAAUACACCGGCACGUUAAUAAGCCAACAACUGCGAGCUCCUCGGUCUCCGAUUCCAGCUCAGAGCGCGACGACAAUUCCCACGAGGACCAAUUCCCUCGGUUAUCCCUCGAUGAUGUCGGCCUUUCUGCCUCACAUGACUCUUCAACGGCCAUAGACAACGUGACUGGCUGGCGAGGGGAGAAGGCUUCACACAAGUGGAAGCGCCUACGAGAAAGGCAGCGCCAAGAAGAAGAUUUCCGUCGCGAAGACACUACGAUCUUGGUGCUAUACAGUGCAAGCAAGUCGCUGAAUGAAGAUGAUUUCCGAAGAUUGUCUCCGAGCGGAAAGCACAUUGAUGGAUGGAGAAAUAUGGGCGACAUUGCAAAAAUUAUCCCCGGCCGAGAUCCAAAAACGUUGAGACAGCAGGAACAUUACUACUUGAUCUUCUCUCGACCAGCAUCCGCAGCGGUAUAUGAGGAAAAUGUGCAGCGUCUACAUAAGAUGGCCAAAACACACGCUCCGCAUUCUCCGCUCUCAACCAUUGCGCCACCUCCUGGAUACCUAAUCGAUGGCGAAGACGCCUAUGCACUUCUCCAGUCGUAUGCGGUUAUUCCGCCGUGGCAGGACCUUAACUUACGAAUGCUGGUGCCGCCAAUGUCAAAACAUGUCAAUAAAUUACUACAACAUGGUGGGUACGAGGCGCUUACGGAGGGCAAUAAGGCAGGAAGGGCUGUUCUUUUUUCCGUAGAGGGGUACUCUCCGUCAACAGGCCUGGUUCGGGAUACUCUUGCGCGAGAGGAACGGGUUCGGGGCUUAGCAUGGGAGCUGGACAGAGAGGAUGGUGCUGAAAUUUCCAAGCUGACGAAUUCUGGCCCAGUCCCAAUGCCUGAACCGGAGGCAGAUACGGACGAUCUCAGCGGUCAAGCCGUGGUGUCGCAAGAUCAAUGGAUCAUCACGUUCAAAAGGGAAGUCGAGGCAAGACGGUUUGUCCGCGCGUGGCACCGCCGAGCGUUUCCGAUAGCAAAGGCUGGUCCUGAAUAUGAGGAUGCGCAGCCAUUAGUAGAUGCCCAGCUUCUCUGGUAAACAUGUUGUAGUGUAUCGGCAUUUCAUCAGGACAAUGAGAGAACAGACAUGUGGCA